Raphanus sativus (radish) is the source of this 729-nucleotide messenger RNA. RefSeq lists its product as uncharacterized. Bases 1 to 729 code for a protein of 242 amino acids. The record is from RefSeq and is a predicted model, not a curated record. Lineage: Eukaryota; Viridiplantae; Streptophyta; Magnoliopsida; Brassicales; Brassicaceae. The transcript is spliced from 5 exons. Gene Ontology annotation, molecular function: phosphoprotein phosphatase activity.
AUGGCAGGAGAAAAUUCUACUAAGAGUUUUGAUCCGGCUGAUGACAGUGACGACAAUGAGUACGCAAGUGAGAAAGAUUCAGAGCAGACAGAAUUGAGUUCGAUUCUAGAUAAACUUAGCUUAGGAUCCAAGAAAGAGAGGAAGAAACUCUUGAUCUUGAAUCCAAAUGGUCUACUUCUACACAGAGUCCAUAUGCAAAAUUUGCGAAGGAAACCGGAUAACCGAUCUCCAGAUGCAACUUGUGGGCCAAAUCUUGUGUAUAAGAGGCCAUUUGUAGGAGAAUUCAUGAAGUUUUGCCUUGAGAGAUUCGAAGUUGGGAUAUGGUCAUCUGCUAACGAGUUGGAUCAAAAACAUAGUACUAAUAGUGGAUUCAAGACACUAAAAAACAGUGAUGAGCAAAUGUUCUUCAAGGAUCUUUCUAAAGUGUUUCAAAAGUUCAAAGAGUUCUCUGCUUCAAACACUAUUCUCAUUGAUAAUGAACCCUUCAAAGCUCUUAUUAAUCCUGACAAUACAGGACUGUUUCGAGUGACUUAUGAUCCAAGGAGCGCUGCCGACAGCACGCUAGAUCCAGAAGGAGAGUUCGGCUCUUACUUGGAUGAUUUGGCAAAUGCAUCAGACGUGCAAGCUUAUAUUAAAGAGAACUCUUUCGGACAAUUCAUGAUUGAUUCUCCUCAUCCUGACUGGUCCUUCUACCGCAAGGUCUCAAAGAUUGUCUCCUAUCUAGCAUGA